CACGGGCAUUGAUCGGCGCGUACCUUUUGUCAUCUCCCCGUCCAUCUCUUUCCUCAAUCUCGUCUUUCUCUCGACUCUCGCUGCUCCGCAUCCCCUCACAGCCUACGCUCACCAUGAGCGACGACCCAGGCCCUACCCCGCCCCUCCUCGCCGCCGCCGUUCGCUGUCUCAAGGCCCGCCGCGACCAGUUGGCCCUAUACACCGCCGCCGUCGAGGGCCUGCUCACUGAACUCGCGGACGAUGUUGGCACCCUCGGCGCGCAGGAGGCGUGGGAGCCUGCUGUUGUCGCCGGUAUGAGCGACUGGGCGUGCGAUCGCGGCAACGUCUUUCGAGCGCUGAGGAGGGCGCACUUCGACGACGCCAAGGCCCACGCCGCCCUCCUUGCCUGCUGUGCAGCGCGCAUCGAGCGUGGCCUCUCGGGCGCAAUCCCACCGCCGCCCGCACCAGGCCUGUUCGCCAUGCUACCCCUCUCCCAAACCGACAGACUAGGCCAUCCCGUUGCGGUCCUCACGAUCCGCGAUGUGGUCCGCGACGAAGCCGGCUCCCUCGCCGAGCUCAAGGACUGGGUGUGGUUCGGACUCGAGAUGGUCCGCCGCGUUUUGGCAGACUACUGGGUCGCACAUCGGCACGGGACGGGCGCCGAGGGCGCGGUGCUCCUCAUUGAUGCCAAGGACGCGGGGUAUCGCAAUCUUGAAGUCGAGGUCCUCCCGACGUUAUUUUCCGUCGGCCACAACUCGUUCCCCGGGCUAUUCGAGAGUGUAUACAUCGUCAACGCUGGCUGGAGUCACCGCACCAUGUGGAACUCGAUCGUCAAACGUCUGCUUCCCAAGUCUGCGCUCGACAAGGUCGUGUUCCUCGAAAGCAAGGAUCAGACGGCCCAGGUCUUCAACCUCGACCAAUUGCCGACAGCGUAUGGUGGCAACGGACACGAACCUGACCCGGAAAUCAUGUUGCGCCGCUACUCCAUCGCUCGGCCACACCCGUAUUCGCGUCCUGGAUCGCGAGCUGCGUCACGCGCGCCAUCACGCGGUCCGUCUCGGGCUGUAUCGCGCGCCGCGUCGCGAGCAGGCAGCAGAGCGCCCAGCCGCGAUCCACCACGCCGCGCGGUGCCCAGCAGAACUGCCUCCACAUCCAGCAUCGCCGACGUGUACUACACAGCUCCACCAUCACCGGCCCGGUCACGCCCGCCAUCGCGCCGGAACUCCAGCCACACACUCUCAGGCCUGAGCAACAAGCUUGCUAUGACGAAACAGGGCGGGGAUGUCGACUUUCUCUCUGAGCAGCAGAUGCUCGUGGUGGACACAAACAUCUCCACCACCCAGCGCAUCAAAUCCCUCUCUGACUUCCACCUGUACCUCUCCCCAUCACGGCUCGCGCAUCGCGAUCUCCUCUCUGAUUCUGAGGACGACGAGCCGCCACCUCAGCCAAUAGUGCAGCGCCGACGCACCCUGCGCCCAGCAAUGCUCGAGCUCGGGGCAGGCUCAAUCGCCGCACGUCGAGCCGCGCGUGUAGGCGUUCCUACCCCGGCCCGCGCCUCCACUCCCGCCGAGUACGCGACUAUGCUGCAGGCGCACCAUGCGCGAGGUUUGGAACAGUACUACAGCCCGGAGCAGCAUGAGGUGAUCGAGGCCAUGUCCUCGCCUGAGCACAGCGACGGCCCCGAGUCCCCGCAGUCGCCGCUGGCUAUUGAAGCUGCCCCCGAAGACGAUGGGGAACAAGCGGUGAACAAUUCCUCACCCUCACCUGAACCCGAACCUGAACACGAACCCGAGUGUAAACCCCAACAAAUACUGGCGCCUACCCCGGUGCGCCCAGCGGAAGCUGAGGCGCCCGAUGUGCAGUUCUCCUCUUCGAAUCCAUGGUUCGGAUACCCGGUUGUGCGCGUCCCACACGCCACAGGUGACGGGUACGCGAUCCGGCCGCGCUACGGACGCAACCGAAAGCGCGACCUCGCAAAGACGCUGCUCUGGCUCUUCGUGCUGCGCCUCCAAGCCUGGCGCAGCGCGGUCGAGCGGGCGCUCGGCUUGCCGCGCCUCGCGGCCCUCCUCUUCCCGCGCAAGCACGAGGAACACGCGACGCCCGACCAGGGCUUGCGUGCAGUCGCACGCACGCGCGCGUACGCGCCCAAAACCGCCGUCGUCAAGCGCGACCGCGACUGGAUAUGGAUGGUGAUCGGCUUCUUGCUGCUGCGCGGGACGUGGGCGCGCCUCCUGGGUCCGUUGGAGAACAUGGGUCUCGGCGUGCUCCGCGACCUGCUGGGCCUCGUAUAGUUGUAUUUUGUUGUUGUAAUGUACUGCUUGAAAGAUGGA
Messenger RNA from Cutaneotrichosporon oleaginosum, 2309 nucleotides. RefSeq lists its product as uncharacterized. The record is from RefSeq and is a predicted model, not a curated record. Lineage: Eukaryota; Fungi; Basidiomycota; Tremellomycetes; Trichosporonales; Trichosporonaceae.